GGGACAGGGAAAAUGAAACCACACAAGUGCACUCAGAUGACUUUAAGGCAUGAACCACAUGCGCAAUGAUGCAUUUCCUCUGCUAGGUUCCUCCUCGAGAGCAGUUUUGCUUUGCAGACAACCGACGCACGAAUUCGCACUUAUGGAAAGACGAAGUUUCUGAAAGCAAAGUGAGGGGGACACGUCCAGGGACACACCAUGGAGUACGACAACCACAUAGAACUGUUGUUGGCUUAUAUGAACAUUGAGGACAUCAUCAACGCUGCAGAGACCCUCUAUCAGCUUGAGCAAGAAGAAGAGGACAGGGGCUUGUCAUUGGAAGAGGACACUCUGUCCCCCGUUGAAAUGGAUGGGAGUGAAGAGGUCAGAGAAUUCAGGUGUCCGGAGAAAGACCACACUAACAAGGAUGGCGGUGUUCGGUAUGGGACCGUGACGGACCUCCUGUCCUUUGUCAAUCUUCUCUCCAAUAUGCAAGCAACAGCCUUGCCGUGCCCGCAUGAGGAGGUGGGAGUCCUGCUCAAUAAAAAAGACAUGGCUGUGAAAAACGGCCGCUACAAGAUCAACAAGGAUGUGCUCCUGUUUCCCUGGCAGCUGACCUACAAGAAUCGUGGCUCCGACCUGGUGCCAAAGGGCUCCUUUGGGAAAGUUCACCUAGCUCAGGAUGGAACCACCCGGAAGAGAAUGGCAUGCAAACUGAUCCCCGUGGAGAAUUUCAGAGGAGCCGACGUGGAGUUCCAGGCUCGCUUCCGCCACGAGAACAUUGCCGAGCUCUACGGGGCUUUGCUCUGGGAACGCAACGUGCAUCUCUUCAUGGAGGCCGGCGAGGGCGGCUCGGCCCUGGAGAAGAUCGACAGCUGCGGGCCGAUGAGGGAGUUUGAAGUGAUCUGGGUGACCAAGCAUGUGCUUCGGGGACUGGAGUACCUCCAUUCGCACAACGUGAUCCAUCACGACAUCAAACCCAGUAACAUCGUCCUGAUGUCAGACAAGGCUGUCCUGGUGGACUUCGGCCUCACUGUGCAGAUGACGGAAGACAUCUACAUUCCCAGAGACUUGAGAGGAACUGAGAUGUACAUGAGUCCAGAGCUGGUGUUGUGUCGGGGGCAUAACACCAAAACUGACAUCUACAGCCUCGGUACCACCAUCAUUCACAUGCAGACUGGCAGCCCCCCCUGGGUUAGGAGGUAUCCACGCACCGCCUACCCGUCCUAUCUCUACAUUAUCCACAAGCAGGCGCCCCCCCUGGAGGACAUAGCAGACAACUGCAGCCUGGCAAUGCGGUCCUUUCUGGAGCGAGCGCUAGAGAAGAACCCAGCGCUGAGAAGCUCGGCGUCGGAGCUCCUCAAGGACGACGCCAUCAAUCCGCCCAAAGAGGACCAGCCCAGGUGCUGGAGUCUGGACUCAGCUCUGGAGGAGGCCAACCAGGCCAUGUUCUACCAGUAUAGCAAGCACGAUGACGCCACAGAAGAAUCGUCGCUGUACGCUGAAGGUUCGGGCCCCAUGAAGAGAAACGGCUCCUUGUACCUGGACCUGGGGGCUUUGUCCGGGUACUGCCCGCUGGUGACGGGCCCCCCUGCUUCACAAUACGUCUAGUAUCUACGCGGGCGACCUUUGAUUGAGAGACGCAGAAGAGCUCGUCUUGAAUUGUCGGCCUUCACUGUUGCGGAACAGCGCCGAUUGCAGAGGCCUGGAUGGAGUGCUGCAGGGGACUCAGUGACGACCCGUUAACAAGACUCACAAUGACCAAUUAGCUAAUCCAUCACGCUGGAAUCGGCUGAUGUGAAUCAACAGCGCUGCAGGACAGUCGUUUGACGAGGCAUUUGGGUUUUUAUUCUACUUUUCAAAUGAAACGAAGCGUGCUCGUCUCGUGUUUUCUUCAAGUAUGUGUGCACACUGCAAUCAUGACUGAUUUAGUCCUGCGUGGACUUCCUCAUUUUAAUUCCUGUGGAAUAUGAAUAGCAUCAUGUGAUAUGUCUGAUUUGUGUGUUGUACAUCCUGUGAGAUGAGGCCUUUGUGCUAUUUUUAACGAUAAAAUUUCACUAUCCAUACAAAUGUUUAUCUUUCAUUUUCUUCUGGACCACUUUAAUGUGAAAAAUGGGGCUUUGAGUGCAUCAGUUUCACUUUCUAGCUGUGGAAUAGCUUGACUUUAUUCUUUCAUCCUUUCUGCUCGAUGUAGGGGUUCAUAUAGUUGGCAAAAUGGUUGCAUUGUGUUUGUAUUGGUGCUGUUACACAUGCACUACACAUUUUCUGCAGUUGGGACUGUACAUCGCAUGCAGGGGUUUUAUUUUAAAGACAAACUUUCCAAGACAGCAGACACCUUGGUUGACUCAUCUCAAGGAAAAAAACAUCUUAUGGAAUUUUCCUGAAAGCUCAAAGCUAAAACUAAGAGCAAUAAAGGGUCCUGAGUCAAUCAAUCCUCAAAUAU
Molecule: messenger RNA, 2422 nt
Organism: Dunckerocampus dactyliophorus (ringed pipefish)
Lineage: Eukaryota; Metazoa; Chordata; Actinopteri; Syngnathiformes; Syngnathidae
Gene: map3k8
Product: mitogen-activated protein kinase kinase kinase 8
Exons: 8
Coding region: 199-1590 (463 amino acids)
Biological process (GO): protein phosphorylation
Molecular function (GO): protein kinase activity; ATP binding
Source: RefSeq, a predicted model, not a curated record